AUUUAUUUUGCAAUCUUCCCACCUAAAGCAAUUGGGGUUUAAUCAGUUUUUUAGAUAAAGUAGGAAAUUGUAAUGUUUUUUUCAUAACAUGAUCAUUGAUUGAUUUAAUAACACUUCAAGUAUGGAAUAAAUUUGUAACAAAAUAUUCGAUCAAUUUCUUUUUAUCUCGUAUAUCCAGUAUUCCGUUUGUUUUUAGACCGCCUCUUUUGCGGCCUUUUAGAAGACCGAUGAGAGCUUAAGAUUUGUCUUAGAGUCGUAGACGAAGUAUAGCAUUGAAUUCAAAGUUGGCCCGCGUGAGUAGCAUGUUUGUACUAUAUAGGAAAUUGAUGAAGGCGGGCGGCGUUCAUUCAAAUGCUGCGGGCGGGCGGGCACUACGACUCAUUCACAUUCUGAUUUCUUCCAUAACCAUAGUUGAAUUCCGUCCGUAGCUCCAUUGCGGCAACCGGCCUCCAUAGCUCAUGCGUGAUCCACAAAAAAUGUCCAAACGCCUACCAUCCCCAAUCCUCCUUACGCUUGCAGUUGUGCUCCUCGCUUUGCCCUUUCAUGGAAACACCCUGCAGACCAGCACCAACCCGGAAAGACCCAUUUUACUGCACAUUAAACAGCAUUUCUCCAACCCCACCCUCCUCUCUCACUGGACUUCAUCUGCGCUGGACCACUGUAACUGGCCGGAGGUCACCUGCGUGGAUGGCUCCGUCACCGGGAUCCGCCUGGUCGACCUCAAGCUCAACCAAACCCUCCCACCGUUCAUGUGCGACCUCAGAAGCCUCACACUUGUUGAUCUCAACCACAACUUCUUCUCCGGGCCUUUCCCAAUAUCCCUCUACAACUGUUCCAAUCUCCAGUUCCUGGACCUGUCCUUCAACUUCUUCAAUGGCUCCAUCCCCGCUGACAUUAACAGCCUCUCGCCCCAACUCAAGGUCUUCAACCUCUCCGCCAACUCCUUCGCCGGUUGCAUCCCGCCAGCCAUAGGAGCACUGCAACAGCUAAAAGAGCUUCGCCUAGCCAUGUCCUUCUUCAGCAGCGCCUCUUUCCCGCCCGAAAUCGGUGACCUGCUGAAUCUACAAGUCCUGGAUUUGAACGAUAACCCUUUUUCACCUCAGCCCAUCCCAUCAAGUUUCACAAAUUUGAACAAGCUGAGGAACCUUUGGAUCAGGAAUUCGAACCUGGUGGGAGAAAUUCCAGAGAACUUAUUCAGCAACACCACUACGCCAGCUUUGGAAUAUUUGGAUUUGUCUGGGAAUGGUUUGAGCGGUAACAUUCCUAGCGGCAUGUUUCUGAUGAAAAACCUUACCACAGUUUAUCUGACGGCUAACAGAUUGUCAGGUCAUAUUCCUCAGGCAGUUGAGGCUUUCAAUUUGAAUUGGAUUGAUUUGUCCAAUAACAGUUUGACAGGCGAAAUUCCCCAAGGUUUCGGGAAGCUCACAAAGUUGGAAGGCUUGUUUUUGUUCAUGAAUCAAUUGACCGGCGAGAUUCCAGGAAGCAUAGGGAGAUUACCAGCGCUGGGGGAUGUCAGGCUGUUCAUGAACAACCUUUCAGGGAAAAUUCCACCAGAGUUUGGUAGAUUUUCGAAGCUUCAAAGAUUAGAUGUCUCCACAAACAAUCUUGUGGGUUCACUGCCGGAGGGGUUGUGUGAUAACAAGGUGUUGGAGAGCUUCAUUGCUUUCCAGAACAAUCUCACAGGUGAGAUUCCAAAAUCUCUUGGGGAUUGCAGCGAUUCUCUGAUUAGCUUCAGAGUGGAAAAGAACCAGCUUUCUGGUAGGAUCCCAGAUGGUUUGUGGACAGCUAGGAAUCUGGAGAAAUUGAUGGUCAGUGAUAAUUUAUUUAUUGGUGAGCUUCCAGCAGAAAAGGUUGGGCCAAACUUGUCUCUAGUGGAAAUGGGCAACAACCGAUUUUCAGGUGAAAUUCCGGCUGGAGUUUCUAGCUGGAGCAAUCUGGUCAGCUUCAAGGCCGGCUAUAACCUGUUUAGUGGCGGAAUCCCAAACGAACUGACAGUGCUGGAACAGUUAUCAGUUCUUUGGGUGGAUGGGAACCAGCUUUCCGGGAGUUUCCCAUCAGAAAUAAUCUCAUGGAAGUCGCUCACCUCCUUGAAAUGCAACGGGAACCAUCUUUCUGGGGAAAUCCCGUCAGCACUCGGUCGCCUGCUAAACCUUAAUGAACUAGACCUCUCUGGAAACCAAUUCUCUGGAGAAAUCCCCCCAGAAAUAGGCCGUCACUUGAGGCUAACUUCACUCAACUUAUCAUCAAAUAACCUCUCGGGGGCAAUCCCGGCAGAGCUUGAGAAUGCAGCUUUUGAUAAGAGCUUCUUGAACAACUCUGGUCUUUGUUCGACCAACCCCAGUUCAUUCGGCCUCAGCAGGAAUUGUAGUAAGGAGAAAAGCCAAAAAGCAGAUGCGGGAUUUGUGAGAGUUAUAGCGAUUCUGGUGAGCACAGCAGCAGCCUUAGUCGUAGUGGCCAUUCUCUCCAUCGUGUUUGUUGCAGGAAGGAAGAGCAAUGAUAAGAGAAGACAGGAAGGACCCUCUCCAGAUUGGAAAAUCACACCGUUCCACAAACUGAGCUUCACGGAGUCGAACAUUGUUUCUAACCUAACAGAAAGCAAUGUGAUGGGCAGAGGGGCAUCGGGGAUAGUUUACCAAGUAGCACUAGUUGGGGCCUUGCAUAGUAGAGGGUGCGAAAAAGUUGCAGUGAAGAGGAUCUGGAACUGCAAGAGUUUGGAGAGGGAGUUUGAAGCGGAAGUGAAGAUACUGGGAACGAUACGGCAUUACAACAUUGUGAAACUAUUGUGUGGGAUGUCCAGCUCAGACUGCAAGCUUCUGGUGUACGAGUUCAUGGAGAAGAGGAGCUUGGAUCUAUGGAUCCACGCGAAGAGGAGGAGUAGCAAUUGGGCGGGCUCGCCUCCUACGGCAUAUCACUAUGAGGUGCUGCAGUGGCCCACCAGGCUGCGCAUUGCCAUCGGAACUGCCCAGGGCCUCUGCUAUAUGCAUCACAGCUGCUCCCCGCCCAUUGUCCACAGAGACGUGAAAUCAAGCAACGUGCUAUUGGACUCCGAGUUUAAUGCCAAGCUUGCAGAUUUCGGUCUGGCGAGACUGUUGCUCAAGCACGGGGAAGCCAACACCACGCUCUCAUCCGUAGCAGCUGGCUCUUUCGGCUACAUUGCUCCCGGUCAGUCACUCCCUCCCUCUCCCUCUCCCUAAAUUAAUCAACAAUUUCACCUCAAAUUGUAUUGUUUGUUGCACAUAUAUAAGGGAGGAGAAUGGGGCCGGAUAUAUAACUUUAGACAAGCAAACUGUGUUGCCCGAUAUUUAGGGAUACAACAGCAACAAGAACAUCCCUAAAUCCCAAAAGAAUGAAUUUGUGGUCGGCUAAAGUGAAUCUAUCUAUGAUAUCGAUCGAUGCCAAAAAGAGAAGGCGAACAAGAAAAAGAAAAAAAAAAGAUAAAAUGAAUAAAAUAAAGAUACAUAAAUAUAAGAUAACAAUAACACAAAAAUAUAAUCAACAUAAAAGAAAAUAAAUAAAAGAGCAUAAAAAAGCUAGAAGAUAAAAAUAACAUAAGAAUAUAAAAUGAUAAGGAAGAUAACCGAUAAAACAAUUAAAAGAGGAAAGGUAGACAAGACAUCAAUCGUCCAUAUGGAUGUGCGCCCUCCACUUUGCUCUUUCCAAAGUCAUACUCUCAUCCAACCCAAGAAGACGCAUAUCAGUUCUUAUUACUCUAAUCCAAGUCUGUUUGAGUCUUCCCCUCCCUCUCUUCUCUGACUCUUCUCCCCACCCUCAAGUCGUCUAACAGGUGCAUCACUCGGUCUUCUAUGCACAUGCCCAAACCUCCGCAAACGAGACUCCUGCAUCUUAUCUUCUAUAGGUGCUACUCCCACCUUUUGUUUGAUUACCUCAUUCCUCAGGCGGUCUUUUCUGGUGAACGAGUUGAGAGCAAGUAGUUGUGUAAGCCAAAGAGAGAGAUUCGGGACUGAAUAACCAAAGCACAGUGUUGAAGUGGAUCGGAGAUGAAGAUGAAAUGAAGCUUUGAGAUGGAGAUGGCAUAAUCCCAUCUGUCCUUCUUAUGUCGAAAUAAACGAUAUGGAAAGAAACAGUUUUUGGAGGGAGACCAACAUGAUUAAUUUGUUUUUCUAAUUCUCCAAAAAUAAAAUAAACCUAAAAGACUAAUACACCAUCAACUACCAAAUCAAAACUGGCAUUCUCUUCAUUAAGAUAGAUAUGUAUAAGGGACACACAUGAUUAAUUUGUAUUUUAUAAGGUAGGAAGACUUGGUAUGUAAUCCUUAAUAUACACAUAUGUGUGUGUCGGACAGACAAAAUAAAAGUUGAGGAUAUUUUUAUUGCAAAAUUUGGCAUAUUUUUAUAACAUUUGCAUGUAUCAUUUCUCCCUUGUAUUAAAUAAUAAUAAUAAUAAUAAUAAAACAACAACUUUAUCAUAAAAAAAACAACACCAUUACCGGAGGUUUCAGAAUAUUAUCAUCAACGGUGUGCAGUGGUUACUUAUAUGAUGAUGAUGAUGAUGAUGCGUUUCAGAGUAUGCUCACACAACAAAAGUGAAUGAGAAGAUCGAUGUGUACAGCUUCGGUGUGAUCCUGUUGGAGCUGGUUACAGGACGGGAAGCAAAUGACGGCAGUGAGGAGAUGUGCCUGGCGGAUUGGGCGUGGCAACACGUCCGAGGGGGGGAGGCCAUACACGAUGUGCUAGAUGCUAACAUCAAGAAGCCGCAGUACAUUAAUGAAAUGGAGGAUGUGUUCAAACUUGGGGUCUUCUGCACCACCACCUUCCCUUCUGCAAGGCCAACCAUGAAACAGGUCCUCCAAAUCCUGCUCCGCACCCAUCCAUCACCAUCUCAUGAGACGAAGAUCAUCACUGGAAGCGAGCGUGACGCUUCGCCGCUCCUCACCCAUUAUAUUCAAGCCUAGUUUUGGAUGAUGCGUGCCAUCAACAUCUUUACACAAUCAAUCAAUUCAUUAUUAUUGUAAAAUAAAACAUGGAUCCAACUGCAUACAUACAUAUCCACACGUCCGUAAACCCUUAAAUGCAUCUUCACCUACUCACCACAUCUGUAUAUGUUUAUACUAGCCAGGCCAAAUGUACCUUGUUUGGAGGGUUUUUAAUUUUUUUUCAACUUCAUGGAAACUAUUUCCAUGACUAGGAGUGGACCCGAUCCUACUCCGGUCCCAGUCAGUGCUACGGGUUUGGGCUGCUUCUAGGUACCAGGGAGGUCCGGUCCCGAGCCCGGAACCACCAGUCUGCCGAUUACCUGGUCGGGUACCCGGUCUUCAACCGAGACUCGAAAAAUGGACACGAUCCGAUCCCAAACGGUGCCCGGUUCUGGAUCGGGCCAGACUGCCGAACCAGGUCGACCCUUAUCCAUGAAAUACAGACUAAUGUCCCAUAUUCUUCUUCCCCUUUUAAUUUUGAAUAUUUGAUUGAUAUCAAAGACACCAUUCCAUGUUAGUAUUCGAAUUAGGGAAGCUCUCAAACUUAUCCUCGUAUCAUAUUUGAAAACUCAACUAAUAAUUUUUAUACAAUAAAACCAGGAAAUAUUAAAUCAUGAUGACUAGUUCGUACUUUUUUGUACAAAAAUAGUAACUUUUGAUUUUGCGCGUUAAAUUAUGUAAUAAUAAAAGGGAAAGUUCCCGAAAUAGGACUAAAACAUAUUCAAAAUUCUAAAAUAGGACUGUCAUGUUUUUUAUUCCCAAAAUAGGACUAUUUACUGACAUGUUUAGAAAAUACUGCCAUGUUUGAAGUCUGGUACUGCCAAAACAUGGCAGUAAUUAGUCCUAUUUUGGGAAUAAAAACAUGACAGUCCUAUUUUGGAAAUUUCAAACUGUUUUAGUCCUAUUUCGGGUAAUAUUUCAUAAUAAAAAAUAAGUAAGAUUGAAGUUGAUGGUACCAAGGACUGUGAUCAUGGCCCAAGUACGGACUAUAUGUGAAUAUACGAGUAUAUAUUUAAACUCGUAUAUAUUUAAACUAGCCUGCAAAUUAGUACGAAGCAGACCUCGAGCGUGGGCGGGAUUCUAGCGAGGUCGGAUAGCCUGUUGUGCAUAGCUAUCUCACCUAUCUGGCAGUGACAUAUAUCUAACACAAG
Cuscuta europaea is the source of this 6084-nucleotide messenger RNA. The record is from the annotation of a GenBank genome assembly. Lineage: Eukaryota; Viridiplantae; Streptophyta; Magnoliopsida; Solanales; Convolvulaceae.